Molecule: messenger RNA, 2388 nt
Organism: Parus major (Great Tit)
Lineage: Eukaryota; Metazoa; Chordata; Aves; Passeriformes; Paridae
Gene: TUBA4A
Product: tubulin alpha 4a
Exons: 5
Coding region: 16-1764 (582 amino acids)
Biological process (GO): mitotic cell cycle; microtubule cytoskeleton organization
Cellular component (GO): microtubule; cytoplasm
Molecular function (GO): structural constituent of cytoskeleton; GTP binding
Source: RefSeq, a predicted model, not a curated record
CUGGUUAGUGCCUGGAUGGUGCCUUUCACCAGCAGGAUACCAAGCCGGAAGGUGCCAUCUCUGUUCUCGAGCAGAACCCCUCUGCCAAGACUGGCAAGCAUAGCAGGAACAACACUUAGCCCCACUGCCCUUUCCUCGAGGGAAAGACCGGAUCUCCCGUGCCCAGUCAGGGGAUGCUCUUCCCCGAACGUCCCACCAGUGCACCUCGCCAGGCAGCACAGCCCCAUCUAUGCAAACCUACGCAAAUAUGCUCAAUGCACGCAAAUCUAUGAAAGCUCUCGGGGCCGUCUCGGGCGGGGCAGCCCGCCCCGGAGCGCCGGUGCCGCCCCCGGUAUAAGGCGGUGGCGGCGCGGCCGUCCCGGCGUGCGGAGCUGCUGCAGUCCGGGGACAGGCAGGUCGUGCGGCAGCGGCGGCAUCAUGCGUGAGUGCAUCUCCAUCCACGUCGGCCAGGCUGGUGUCCAGAUGGGCAACACCUGCUGGGAGCUGUACUGCCUGGAGCACGGCAUCCAGCCCGACGGGCAGAUGCCCAGUGACAAAACCAUUGGCGGAGGCGAUGAUUCCUUCACCACCUUCUUCUGUGAGACUGGGGCUGGGAAGCACGUCCCACGGGCCAUCUUUGUGGACCUGGAGCCCACCGUGAUUGAUGAGGUUCGGGGAGGUGUCUACCGCCAGCUCUUUCACCCCGAGCAGCUAAUUACUGGCAAGGAGGAUGCUGCUAACAACUACGCCCGAGGGCACUACACCAUCGGCAAAGAGAUCAUUGAUCAAGUGCUGGACAGGAUUCGUAAGCUGGCUGACCAGUGCACAGGCCUCCAGGGAUUCCUUGUGUUUCACAGUUUUGGAGGUGGCACGGGCUCUGGAUUCACCUCCCUGUUGAUGGAGCGACUCUCUGUGGAUUAUGGCAAGAAGUCCAAGCUGGAAUUCUCAAUCUAUCCAGCACCACAAGUCUCCACUGCUGUGGUAGAGCCCUAUAACUCCAUUCUCACCACCCACACUACACUGGAGCACUCGGACUGUGCUUUCAUGGUGGACAACGAGGCCAUCUAUGACAUCUGCCGCCGGAACCUGGACAUCGAGCGCCCAACCUACACCAACUUGAACAGACUCAUCAGUCAGGUUGUCUCAUCCAUCACAGCAUCACUGCGGUUUGACGGAGCCCUGAAUGUGGAUCUGACCGAGUUCCAGACCAACCUGGUCCCCUACCCUCGCAUUCACUUCCCCCUGGCCACCUAUGCCCCUGUGGUUUCUGCUGAGAGAGCUUAUCAUGAGCAGCUGUCGGUAGCCGAGAUCACCAACUCCUGCUUUGAGCCGGCUAACCAGAUGGUGAAGUGUGACCCUCGCCAUGGCAAGUACAUGGCCUGCUGCCUGCUGUACCGUGGGGACGUGGUGCCCAAGGACGUCAACGCUGCCAUCGCCACCAUCAAGACCAAACGCAGCAUCCAGUUUGUGGACUGGUGCCCCACGGGCUUCAAGGUGGGCAUCAACUACCAGCCCCCCACGGUGGUGCCCGGGGGGGACCUGGCCAAGGUGCAGCGCGCCGUCUGCAUGCUGAGCAACACCACGGCCAUUGCCGAGGCCUGGGCUCGCCUGGACCACAAGUUUGACCUGAUGUACGCCAAGCGCGCCUUCGUGCACUGGUACGUGGGUGAGGGCAUGGAGGAAGGGGAGUUCUCCGAGGCACGGGAAGACAUGGCCGCUCUGGAGAAGGAUUACGAGGAAGUGGGCCUGGACUCCUAUGAGGACGAAGAAGAGGGUGAGGAGUAGAGAACCUCAGCCUAAAAAGGACCAAGCUCCUUCCCCGUGUUACCUGCAAACCCUUUGCAAUAAACGGUUUCAGAUCCUCUGUGUCUCCCAGUAUCCCCCCAGCUGUAUCAGUUUAUUGCCAGGUCAGGUGUGUGGUGACAGCUUCAGCCCUGCUACUGGUGCUGCUAUGCUUCCUCCCAGUGCUCUGCUCCAGCUCCAGCUUGCUACCUGUGCAGGUAAGAGCCCUGGGGUCUAGUCCCUGGUGCUGUGGCACAUAUCCCACCCCACUCGUUGCUCCAGCCAGGGGUGGGUACCGCUUCCUCGUGUGAUAUAUGGCCCUGUGUUGUAUCCUGGAGCUCAGGAGAGCAGAUUUAGUCUGAGCAAGAAAAGAAUAGCAGCUCUUGGGUCUUCUCCUCAGGUGCAGCCCAAGGGUAGGUGGGCUGGCCUGGAAAGACAGUUGUGGAGGCAGUGGGAGCAAUCUGGCAUCCCUGCCCCUGUGGUGACCAUACAGGGCAAGGGGUAUGCCUGGCUCUCUGGUGCAGAGGGUGCACCCUGCAAUGGCACCCAGCACGGCACAAACCCCUGUGGCUGCUCUUCUGCUGUGUGAGGUGAGAGGAUUAAAAGAGGGAAAUGCUCCCUGUGAAA